AUGGCGCUCGCGCGCGAGGCGGCCGAGAAAGGUGACCUGUCAGGCGCAGCAUCAAUCGUCGAGGACUGCCAGAAGAAGUUGUCGGAGAGUGUAUCGGCCAAGGCCAACGACGUGCUGAACGGCGCGCUCGUAGCCGAGUUGAAUGGAAUGCGAGAGAGAAUGGCCAGUAGAGUUCGGUACGAGAAAUCAGGGAGGGCAAUGUUGUGUUCUGGGAUGGAUUCACAUCUUAGGCAGAGACCGGGAGCAACUUGGUUAGAGCUCUUCAUGCCUAUCAAACCCCAAAACUGGCAGGCAUGGUUGCUCGGUCUAGAGCUUCACGCAAGAGGCGCAAGGCCAAAUCUACUGCUGCCAAGGCUUUAA
This is a messenger RNA of Oldenlandia corymbosa var. corymbosa, 360 nucleotides long. Lineage: Eukaryota; Viridiplantae; Streptophyta; Magnoliopsida; Gentianales; Rubiaceae. The record is from the annotation of a GenBank genome assembly.